Molecule: messenger RNA, 888 nt
Organism: Neogale vison (American mink)
Lineage: Eukaryota; Metazoa; Chordata; Mammalia; Carnivora; Mustelidae
Product: deleted in azoospermia-like
Exons: 1
Molecular function (GO): protein binding; mRNA 3'-UTR binding
Source: RefSeq, a predicted model, not a curated record
AUGUCUGCUGCAAAUCCUGAGACUCCAAACUCAACCAUCCCCAGAGAGGCCAGCACUCAGUCCUCAUCAGCUACAACCAGCCAAGGCUAUGUUUUACCAGAAGGCAAAAUCAUGCCCAACACCGUUUUUGUUGGUGGAAUUGAUGUUAGGAUGGAUGAAACCGAAAUUAGAAGUUUCUUUGCUAGAUAUGGUUCAGUAAAAGAAGUGAAGAUAAUCACGGAUUAAACUGGUGUGUCCAAAGGCUAUGGAUUUGUUUCAUUUUAUAAUGAUGUGGAUGUGCAGAAGAUAGUAGAAUCACAGGUAAAUUUCCAUGGUAAAAAGCUGAAACUGGGACCUGCAAUCAGGAAACAAAAUUUAUGUGCUUAUCAUGUGCAGCCUCGUCCUUUGGUUUUUAAUCCUCCUCCUCCACCACAGUUUCAGAGUGUAUGGAGUAAUCCAAACACUGAAACUUAUAUGCAGCCUCCAACCAUGAUGAAUCCUAUUACUCAGUAUGUUCAGGCCUAUCCUCCUUAUCCAAGUUCACCUGUUCAGGUCAUCACUGGAUAUCAGCUGCCUGUAUAUAAUUAUCAGAUGCCACCACAGUGGCCUGCUGGAGAACAAAGGAGUUAUGUUAUACCCCCGGCUUAUACUGCUGUUAACUACCACUGUAAUGAAGUUGAUCCAGGAGCUGAAGUUUUGCAAAGUGAAUGUUCAGUUCAUGAAGCUACUCCAUCCUCAGGAAAUGGCCCACAAAAGAAAUCUGUGGACAGAAGCAUACAGACUGUGGUAUCUUGUCUAUUUAACCCAGAGAACAGACUGAGAAACUCUCUUGUUACUCAGGACGACUACUUCAAGGAUAAAAGAGUACAUCAUUUUAGAAGAAGUCGAGCAUUGCUUAAAUCUGUUUGA